GGUCAUCUUGCGUAUCGUACUCACAGAAAGUUUUGAUAGGUUUUGUUGCAGUUAGUCUAUAUUGAAUGGAUGAAGUUAUUCAACGUUCGUCUAGAACAGAUUUCAAGAAAUUAAUGUCCGGCCAUCCUGUCUUCUAUUCCCUAUCCUGUCCCAUCUCCCAGACCAUAGCCGACCAUUUAAGUCAUGGUUUUCAAAUCAUCAUUUGCCGUUUCCGGGGUCAUUAAAGGAGAAGAAGUCUGGCGGUGACACAUAUGCCCCUGAGCCACCCCCCUGACCUGAUGAGCCACCCUGAUUUUCGGAUUUGUCCUUGUUUGGGUCAUUUGACUUCUUCUUAUCACUCUUGGGGGGUUUCUUGGAUUGGCCAUUUUUGUUUGAUGCUGCACCUGAGUCUCCGAAAGUCAUUUUUCAGGGUUGGUUGAGUCUUUUCUUAAUGUUUGUCGAUGAGAAGCUGUUGUUGAUGGGCACAUCGAUUCUUCUCUUGAGCUCACGUUUGACCUUAUCCUAUGUUUAUAUAGAAUGGCACACCUCGCCUCUCCCAUCCUCAAUGUGCAUUCUCACCUUUGUACGUGCCUCUAUUUCUAUAUACGGAGUAAUCGACCGCCUCAGCUCGGCAUCUCUCCCCCCCUCUCACGAUGAUCGUACAUGUGCCUAUUAGCUCGCCAAAUGGAUCUGGUGUGUAGUUGGGGGUCGAGGUCAUAGUGGGAAUACCACGUUAAUAAAAUUGACUCAAUCUGUGCCAUCGCCAUUUCCGCUCAUUGCACGUGAGUAUCGUGAAAUGAUGUCCCUAUAUGGAAAGUUACUUGCUAAUUCCCAUCUACUGCUUAGAUCUGGAUGUAGUCGGGAUGGAAAUGGUGAAUCCUUAAUAUCGGUUGCCGUAAUGCAUGCCAUCCGGCAUUCGAUACCCAACCGGCACUUAGCCGCAUGCAUCAUAACGAAUGAAGAUCUAGGAAGCGAUGCUUAAACUAAAUUGAGCCGGGUGGUCCGAAAAAGGCUUGAUAUGCAAUGCUACCGCAUCUUCCUUAGGGCUGACGUUACAUACCUGCUAGCCCUACUGGCGGCUGAGCCGCUUCCAUACGGGAACAUGUCGUAAUGUGGGAUGUCUAGAUAGAGUAUCUACACAUUGAGGACGUACACACCACAUCUGACCUUUUACCUCCUUUGGAUCCUGCUUAGGAUAAUAUGAAUCUUGCAUAGCCUUUUUUACUUGUCUGGCUCCCGUCUAUUUAGAAUACCACAUAUUUGUGUACGAAACAUUGAUUGGGAUAUAAGACCUAAAAAGUACCUACCUAACCUAUAUUUUAAGUGUGCAAGCUCCCUACCAUUUUCUGAUCGCAUCUUAGUUUCUAUUUUUGGUCUCUACCUAGUUAUUAAGGCGUAGCUUACUAAACC
Daldinia decipiens is the source of this 1389-nucleotide messenger RNA. RefSeq lists its product as uncharacterized. The record is from RefSeq and is a predicted model, not a curated record. Bases 431 to 655 code for a protein of 74 amino acids. The transcript has 3 exons. NCBI's taxonomy places the organism in Eukaryota, Fungi, Ascomycota, Sordariomycetes, Xylariales, Hypoxylaceae.